AUGGCUGAACCGCCGGCGAAGCGUGCCCGUCGGACCGACAGCUCAGCUAUGUGGGAUAGAAACGAUCAGCGACCACGAGAGUCUCGUUCACCGGAGGGCAGAUCAGACUACGACACCAAUUCGCGUCACGGAAGCUCUAGGCCUGAAGAUUCGCGAAAGGGUUCUAGGGACGAUCGCCGGUAUCGCUCACGCUCGCGUGACAGGACUGCACGACGAAGGGAUGGGAGCAGAUCGCGCGACAGAUAUGAGAGGACUCGCAGAGGCGAUCGUGAUGUGGGUAGGCGCGACUUGAAAGACUCGAGAGGUUUUAGAGAUCGCGAGCGUAGUGUCAGCGCAGACCGCUACCAGGGUAGACGUGGCUACGGUGCGAAAUCUGAAAGACACGAUAGGUCUCGGUCACCACGCAAUGGCGCUCGUGUACGAUCCCGAAGCCCUAUUUCUCGCAGUUCAAAAGGAGGUCGAAGAGACGAUAGACAAGACCCUCGAGGACGUCCUGACGGUCGCCGCGUAAACGGGGUAUCGGGAAAGCAGGCACGAGUUAGGGAUGAAGAUGAAGAUGAGAAUGAUGUUGACUUGAUGGAUGAGAGUGAAGACCCAAACGACAUCGAGGCUAUGAUGAGAAAAACAGUCGGUUUUACGAGGUUCCGGACCACCAAAAAUACCAAAAUCCCCGGAAACAACAUUUACGGUGUCCGGAAGGAAAAGAAGACCGAGUAUAGGCAGUAUAUGAAUCGUGUUGGCGGUUUCAACAGACCCCUCAGCCCUGGCAGAUAG
Talaromyces proteolyticus is the source of this 774-nucleotide messenger RNA. RefSeq lists its product as uncharacterized. Gene Ontology annotation, cellular component: precatalytic spliceosome. The record is from RefSeq and is a predicted model, not a curated record. Gene Ontology annotation, biological process: RNA splicing. The coding region runs from base 1 to 774 and encodes 257 amino acids. The transcript is spliced from 2 exons. Lineage: Eukaryota; Fungi; Ascomycota; Eurotiomycetes; Eurotiales; Trichocomaceae.